AUGUCGUUGGCUGGCCAUUUAUCCACCGACCAAAUAGCCGAGGCUAAGGAAGCGUUCUCGAUGUUUGAUAGGGAAUCUGAGGGAGAGAUUCCUGUGGAGGAGCUUUCGACGGUGUUGAGGUCUCUGGGGUAUAACUGCACAGCCGCGACUCUCCAACAGAUGAUUAUUGACGCCGAUCCUGAGGAAACCGGGAAGAUUUCGGAAAACACUUUUCUCCGUCAAGUUUCUCGAGCUGAGCACGAGUCAAUUCAAAGCUCGGCGACGGCCGCUCAACUGGAGGGACUUCGGGACGGUACUCGCUUUUUCUUCGAUGGCAAAUCUCCGGGAGAUAUCAUCAAGUUGAAUGAGAUGGGAGACGACUCCAUACCAAGCGACAGCCUUCUAUAUGUGUUGAAAAACAUUGGAGAGAAGCUCAGUGAUGAGGAGGCAGCUGAGCUCGGUCGGGAGAUCCGUCAGCAAGAGCAGCAGCAGGCUAAGCUGGAGCAGUCUACGGCGAAACGAAAUUCAGCGAUGCAAGGCAACAUUCAUUUCAAAGAUCUCCUCAAGGCUCUCGGUGUGGCACCUAAGGCGCCGGCCAAGGCCGCUGAAUCAGCUGCAGUAUAA
This is a messenger RNA of Perkinsus marinus ATCC 50983, 603 nucleotides long. RefSeq names its product calmodulin, putative. The transcript has 5 exons. Gene Ontology annotation, cellular component: myosin II complex. Lineage: Eukaryota; Perkinsozoa; Perkinsida; Perkinsidae. Gene Ontology annotation, molecular function: calcium ion binding. The record is from RefSeq and is a predicted model, not a curated record. The coding region runs from base 1 to 603 and encodes 200 amino acids.